Messenger RNA from Zychaea mexicana, 1826 nucleotides. Its product is annotated as catalase-like domain-containing protein. The transcript has a single exon. Lineage: Eukaryota; Fungi; Mucoromycota; Mucoromycetes; Mucorales; Lichtheimiaceae. Gene Ontology annotation, molecular function: catalase activity; heme binding. Bases 388 to 1809 code for a protein of 473 amino acids. Gene Ontology annotation, cellular component: cytosol. The record is from RefSeq and is a predicted model, not a curated record. Gene Ontology annotation, biological process: hydrogen peroxide catabolic process; response to oxidative stress.
CCCUGAUGUAAGUCAGCAUAAGGCUAUUUUUAUAAUCCUUUGUCUACCGCCACUUACUGACUAUUGUUUGUUAACAUCAAUUUUAGAUCAUCCAUUCUGGCAAGCCCCACGCAAGUACUGAAGUCCCUCAAGCCGGUACUGCUCAUGACACUGCUUAUGACUUUUUUGGAAGGUAGGGGUUUUCUCCGAAAACUAGAAGUCUGCGUAGAGCUUUAUACACUGACUAUUAUUGCAGCUUCCCCGAAACGGUCCACACUGUCCUUUGGGCUUUGAGUGGUCGUGGUCUUACCAAGAGUUUCCGUCAAGUAGAUGGUUUUGGUGUCCACACGUAAGUGCCUACAUAACAAAGUCAUCUAUUCAUUUUAUUAAGCAGUUGUUGGCCAUACCAUGGUAUACAGUUUCCGCUUGAUCAACGAACAAGGCAAGGCAGUAUUCGUCAAGUUCCACUGGAAGCCAUUGCAGGGUCUUUCCAACCUCUUGUGGGACGAAGCCCAAAAGAUCCAAGGCAAGAACAUUGACUUCCACCGUACGGAUCUCUACACAGCCAUUGAAAAGGGCGACUAUCCCGAGUACGAGUUGGGCGUGCAAAUUAUCAAAGAAGAAGAUGCAGACAAGCAUCCAUACUUGCUCGACCCGACCAAGAUUGUGCCCGAGUCAGUCGUGCCUGUAACUCCCUUGGGCAAGAUGACGUUGAACCGCAACGUUGAUAACUUCUUCGCCGAGACGGAACAAGUCACCUUUUGCGUAUCCAAUGUGGUGCGCGGCAUAGGCUUUACCAACGACUCUUUGCUGCAAGGCCGUUUGAUGAGUUAUGUAGACACCCAAUUGAAUCGUAUGAAUUCUGCCAACUUUAUGCAGCUGCCCAUCAACCGUCCUGUGAAUGCCGUCCACAACAACCAGCGCGACGGAUUCAUGCAGUCAACGAUCCACAAGGGCGAUGUGACAUACUAUCCGAACCAUCUCCAGGGUAACGCACCCGAGAUUGCUGAGCCAUCCCAAGGCGGCUACAUGGAGUAUCCUGAAAAGAUAGACGGCGUCACCAAGAUCCGCGAGCAAGUGCCUACGGUUGAAGACCAUUACUCGCACGCCCAGAUCUACUGGAACUCGUUGACGGAUUAUGAGAAGCAACAGACCGUCGAUGGCUUGCGCUUCGAAGUCGGCAAAUCCAUUGACUUGGGCGUCCGUAAGCGCAUGAUCGAUGUCCUCAACCAUGUGGACAACAGCUUGGCUCGUCGCGUGGCAUUUGCCGUCAAUGUCCCGUUGCCCGACAAGGUCGCCGACAACCCAGGUCACAAGUCCGUCGGCUUAUCCAUUGAGGAACGACCCCAUCCUCCCCACAUCAGAACCAAGACCGUUGCCAUUCUUACGGCACCUGGCACAGACGCCAAGGAUGCUUCGGACAUGUAUGACUUUUUGAAAAAGGAAGGGGCCUAUGUCGAAUAUGUCGGUCCGGCUUUGGGCAAUGUGGACGGUCUCGAGAUCACGCAAACAUACACCACUGCAAGCUCAGUGCUUUAUGACGCAGUUUAUGUGCCUGAUGGUGCGGAGGCGAUCAAGAAGUUGACUUCAAAGCAGAGCUCUUUCCCUUACGAUGAGCCCGUCGUGUUUGUCCUUGAUGCCUUCCGUCACUGCAAGCCCGUUGGCGCCUCUGGUGCGGGUGCCGAGUUACUCAAGCUCGCCAAGGUCGAAGGCGGUGAAAAGGAGGGUGUGUUGGUCGGUCAACAUGCAUCGGCACUUACUGAAGGCUUCAAAAAGGCUUUGAUCCAGCAACGCUACUGGGCCCGCAUGGCUUUGGAUCCCCCAAUCUAAAGUAGAUCAUAGGACGU